This is a messenger RNA of Stegastes partitus (bicolor damselfish), 3856 nucleotides long. It is a transcript of the gene epha2a, whose product is annotated as eph receptor A2 a. Gene Ontology annotation, biological process: ephrin receptor signaling pathway; protein phosphorylation; axon guidance. Gene Ontology annotation, molecular function: transmembrane-ephrin receptor activity; ATP binding; protein binding. Bases 89 to 3124 code for a protein of 1011 amino acids. The transcript is spliced from 16 exons. Lineage: Eukaryota; Metazoa; Chordata; Actinopteri; Pomacentridae. The record is from RefSeq and is a predicted model, not a curated record. Gene Ontology annotation, cellular component: plasma membrane; dendrite.
CGGCGGACCGGAGAACCGGAGGGACGCGGAGACGGAGGAGAGACUUCGAGAUACGCGGACACGACUUUUUUAGAAGUUGUGUGGAAACAUGGAGCUGCGUGGGGUCUUCCUGGUCCUGUUUCUAGUCGCCAGCCGAGUGUGUGUCAGCCUCCAGUCCAAAGAACAAGUAUUGCUGGAUAUGAGGGCUUCAGGAUCAGAGCUGGGCUGGCUGACGUUGCCAUACGAGAACGGGUGGGAGAUAGUCCAGACGGUGGUGAACGGCUCCCUUUACUACACCUACAGCGUUUGCAGCAUCGACUCUACUGAGCAGGACAACUGGUUGCGGACGACGUUCAUCCAGCGGCGCCCGGGGGCGACGCGGGUCUCCGUGGAACUCCUUUUUGUUGUGCGGGACUGCAACACUUUCGACGGCGCCUCCGUUGCCUGCAAAGAAACCUUCAACCUUUUCAUCUCGGAGGCCGACGCCGACGUGGGAACCAACUUCCGCAAAGGACAGUUCCGGAAAGUGGCCACCAUCGCUCCCGACGAGGUGACCCGGGGCCGCGUGCUGAAGGUCAACACGGAGACCAGGACGGUGGGGCCUCUGUCCAGAAAGGGCUUCUACCUGGCUUUCCAGGACAUGGGGGCUUGUGUGGCGCUGCUGUCCGCCAGAGUGUACUACAAGACGUGCCCGUCCACGGUGCAGAGCCUGGCGGCCUUCCCGGAGACGGUGGCAGAUGCCCUCCGGGAGGUGGAGGGAGCCUGCGUGGAGAACGCCGUCAGUCAGGCCACCCCACGCAUCUACUGCACAGCUGAGGGUGAAUGGGUGGUUCCCGUGGGUCAGUGCCAGUGUCUCGCAGGCUACGAAACCACCGGGGACUCCUGCCAAGCAUGUAAACCAGGCUACUUCAAGCCAUCGGUAUCGAGCGAGUUAUGUCACGUUUGUCCUGAUAACACCAAGCCCUCGGCGGCCGGCGCCACCGAGUGUCUCUGCGAGGAGGGUUUCUUCCGCUCCCCCUCAGACCCUCCUACAUCAGCCUGCUCCGCGCCACCCAGCGCCCCUCAGGACCUGGUGUCCACCACCCUGUCAGCAGAGGGCCGGCUGCAGCUGUCCUGGAGCCCACCGCUGGUGACCGGCGGCCGUAGCGACCUCACCUACAGCGUGGUGUGCGAGCAUUGCGACGAGGGCUUGUGCAUUCCCUGCGGCGAGAAGAUCCGUUUUGAAACCGGGCCUGCGGACCUGCAGGACACCUCGGUCAUCGUCAACGACCUGGAUUCUCACCUGAACUACACGUUCACCGUGGAGGCUCACAGCGGCGUGUCCGAGUUCAGCGCCGAGAGGGCCACCGCUACCAUCACCACCGCUCUGGACUACACAGAUCCCCCCAAGGUGACGUUGAUCCAUCUGGAUGAUCGCGGCCCCACCAGUCUGUCUCUGUCCUGGACUCUGUCUCGCAGACCUCCUGCCCACAUCAAUCACCGCUACGAGCUCAUGUACCGCAGAAAAGACGAUGAAGGCGAGCGUGAUGUCACCACCUACACGGUCCUCAUCCUGGAGAAAAGCUCCGUCCACAUUAACGACCUCACCCCAGACACCACUUACAUGUUUCGGGUUCAGGCGCUGAGUCCGGAGGGCAGCCCCGGCAGCUACAGCGUGGAGCACGAGUUUCAUACGUCGCCAUUAGCUGAGUCUCAGGUCCAGAACAAGUCCACCAUGGUGAUGGGAGCUGUCGUGGGAGUGGCGGUUAUGCUGCUUGUUGUGGUGGCCGUGCUGCUGCUGCGUAAACGGAGACUGAACUCUCGUGGCAGGGGAGGACCUGAGGAUCCCUACUUCUCACCAGAUCAGCUAAAGCCGCUAAAGACGUACGUCGACCCACAUAUGUACGAGGACCCCAACAUCGCCAUUCACAAGUUCGUCACAGAAAUCGACCCGGGCGCGAUCAACAAGCAGAAAGUCAUCGGUGUAGGAGAGUUCGGGGAAGUGUUUCGGGGCGUGAUGAAGACUCCUCUGAAAGGCGAGGUGGCCGUAGCCAUCAAGACCCUGAAGCCGGGAUUCUCGGAGAAACAAAGACAGGACUUCUUGAGCGAGGCCAGCAUCAUGGGUCAGUUCUCCCAUCCCAACAUCAUCCGCCUGGAGGGAGUCGUCACCAAAUGUGAGUCAACGGCCUCAGACAGAAACUCAGCGGCCAUUAAAAAUGAACUCCAGUCAACUUCUGGUCUACUUUGCUUUCACUUAACAUCGUCUUUUUUGUUUAAAUUUCCAGUCAAGCCUGCCAUGAUUGUGACAGAAUACAUGGAGAACGGAGCUCUGGACACAUACCUGAAGGAUCGCGAUGGAGAGAUUCCUCCGUACCAGCUGGCGGGAAUGCUGCGUGGAAUAGCUGCAGGCAUGAAAUACCUCUCCGACAUGAACUACGUACACCGGGACCUGGCAGCAAGGAACGUCCUGGUCAACAGCAACCUGGAGUGUAAAGUGUCCGACUUCGGCCUGUCGCGUAUCCUGGAGAACGACGCUGAGGGCACCUACACAACCAGAGGAGGCAAAAUCCCCAUCCGCUGGACGGCCCCAGAGGCUAUCGAAUACAGGAAGUUCACCUCAGCCAGCGACGUGUGGAGCUUCGGCAUCGUCAUGUGGGAAGUCAUGGCAUUCGGAGAACGACCCUACUGGGACAUGAGCAACCAUGAGGUCAUGAAGGCUAUCAACGAGGCCUUCCGGCUUCCUGCCCCGAUGGACUGCCCGUCCGCCAUCUACCAGCUCAUGCUCCAGUGUUGGCAGCACGACCGCUCCAAACGACCUCGCUUCACAGACAUCGUCAACAUUUUGGACAAACUCCUGCGAUGCCCAGAGUCUUUGAAAACCAUCGCUGACUUUGACCCACGCGUGUCCAUCCGACUGCCCAGCACCAGCGGCUGUGACGGCACCAUGUUCAGGUCGGUGCCCGAGUGGCUGGACUCCAUCAAGAUGGGCCAGUACAACGAGAGCUUCGCUCGCGCCGGGGUAACGACCAUGGAGCAGGUGCUCGCUUUGAGGCAUGAGGACAUCAGGAACAUCGGAGUGCGGCUGCCCGGUCACAUGAAGAGGAUAGUGUACAGCAUCCUGGGCCUGAAAGACGAGACCAGCUCCCUCAGCGUGUUUGCAGUGUGAUCUAAGCAUUCCAGCAAAUCAAAGUGCACUGACCGACCAUGCCAUUUCACUCACGGACGACAAGGACUGACGUGGGGCGUGAAACUGAGCCACACUGCCGGGUUUUUAUUUUUCCCCUUGGCCCAGUGUGGCACGACUGAAGAGGACCCUUCAAGUCACUCAGAAAGGACUGAAAACAUUUAUGUACUUUAUAACAGAGGAGAAAUAAUUUAUCUUUAUAUAAAAAAAAGGGUUUAAUAUGUUGAACAUAUACAAGUGAUGUAGAGAAUAAAAUGUGAGCGUGCUUGGCCUUGUAUUUACUGUAUGACUGAAAUGUUCGAGGCUCUUUGUGAUUAAGGGCGACUUCUUCUUCCAAGCACUCACUUUUUAAAAAAAAAAAAAAAGAACAAAUCCUGCCAGAGCUUCUGGUUCCUUAAAUCUGUUUUGAUCGAUGAGACUUUCUGUAAAAUUUUGGAAUCGUUAUUCCACUCAGGGCGAAGAAUCACACAUUCUUAUGUUUUGUAGUCAGUCUCUGGAUCGCAUCGUGCAUUUUCUUCACCUGUUUGUUUACAUCAUGUCUUACAACUGUCCUUUUCUUUUUUUUAUUUAAUAUUUAUUUUUUAUUUUAUAUUUAUGUCAUUUGUUACAUGAGAAAAAAAAGAAACCUGGCGCAUGUUUGCCAGGCGCUGUAUUUUUGUGUUUAAAUAAAAUGCCUUGUGACCGCAUCGCUCUCGUGCACUCGGCGACAGUCGA